Molecule: messenger RNA, 867 nt
Organism: Thyridium curvatum
Lineage: Eukaryota; Fungi; Ascomycota; Sordariomycetes; Thyridiales; Thyridiaceae
Exons: 2
Coding region: 1-867 (288 amino acids)
Source: RefSeq, a predicted model, not a curated record
AUGACCAAAGAAUCCUUCAUGUUCCCUUCCCUCCACGGCUCAGUCCUUGCAGCUGUCUCUUUGGACCCGAUUCCAGAGCCGGCAUUCCAUCCCAUCAAUACUGACGCUGGUACCACCAAGACCUGGUCGACCAACGUCUUGGCCCAAUUCAGAUGCCACCGCAAGGGCUGCGGCAACACCUGGACGAGCGGCAUCGUCAGCACCCUGAUACGGGCCUACCCUGGGGACCGCUACAACGCCGUCGUUUUCAACCAGCGUUGCCGCCGCUGCAAGAGUCUCGGCACGAUGACCCUUGACGAAGAGUGCUAUAUCGAACGGAUCGCCACCCGGCUCAAGGCCUGGGGCGGCAUCCGCACGGAGUUUACGACGCGUAACGAUAAGAAGACGCCACCGCACGAGUCGGACCUCUGCGAGGGAUCCCAUAAACCCGGCCGCGAACCCCAGAAGCACCGGCACAAAAGGCCAUUCUCUCCACCCGCCCGUCUGGAUCCCCAGCCCGCGGACGAGCACCCCGUCCGUGGCGGCGAUGAACGCCAGGCCCGCGAGGCCCUCCGCCACGCGCCGCCCGCUGCCCGACAGCCAGCCGCUGACCAGCGACGCCGUGAUGACGAGAUUGCGGAUGCCGAUCACGCGGACAAGCAUGAGCGCCGUCUUCCUGUCUUGCGCAUCCGCGGGGACCCGGAAGCCGAGGCCGCGUAUGGAAGGCUCGGGGCGGAAGACGGGGUUGACGGAGGAGAGGAAGACGGGCAGGACGCCGACGACGAGGGCGCCGCGGUAGAGGAAGGUGUCGCGCGUGAGGGGCAUGGCUGUACUGUCUGCGAGGGCAGUUGUUAUGUGAGAUGGCGGGCGGAGUGGCUAAUGAGGUAG